Molecule: messenger RNA, 913 nt
Organism: Paraphaeosphaeria sporulosa
Lineage: Eukaryota; Fungi; Ascomycota; Dothideomycetes; Pleosporales; Didymosphaeriaceae
Exons: 2
Coding region: 18-902 (294 amino acids)
Molecular function (GO): nickel cation binding
Source: RefSeq, a predicted model, not a curated record
UCCUCAACACCUAUUCCAUGACGACUCCCGAUAGCCAGCAAUCUCUGCAAGAUGAGAUCGCUGACCUCGAGCGGCGUCUCCAGGAUGCCAAGGCCCGACUGAAUGCUGUUGACAGUCCGACGACUUCCUUACAAACUACCAGCGAUGUAGCGCUUCAUGCACUGCUACUUCUGGCCGACUCAGCGCUACCGCUGGGCUCUUUCGCAUUCAGCAGCGGGCUGGAGUCGUAUCUUGCGCACCACAAACCCAGCCCGCCCUCCGCGUCGCAGCUACCGUCGUUCCACGUCUUCCUCCGCCUGUCCCUCUCCACGCUCGCCAGCACUGCGCUGCCGUACGUCCUGGCAGGCUACCGCAAUCCCGCAGAUAUUGAGACGCUCGACAAUGACUUCGACGCAAGCACGCCUUGCACGGUAGCGCGGCGAGCGAGCAUAGCACAAGGAAGGGCGUUGCUCACCGUGUGGGAGCGCAGCUACAAGUCGCAGUACAGUUCAACGGCCACCGAAAUAUCAGGCGACGACAGCUCGCCAACCCAAGGCAGCGCUGCUGCUGAAGCGCUCAUAUCAUUCUCUUCGGCCCUCCGCAAAUCCGACCUUAUCAACGCACAUCUGGCACCACUCUGGGGGCUCGUUACCUGCGUGCUUGACGUCCCGCUGCGCGACGCUGCAUACCUGUUCCUGUUCUCACACGCGCGCACGGUGGUCAGCGCGGCAGUACGCGCAAGCGUUAUGGGGCCGUAUCAGGCACAGGCUGAGCUGGCGAGUACGGAGCUACAAGAUCGGAUCAGGGGGCUUAUAGAAGAAGGCUGGAAUAGAAAGGUUGAGGAUGCAGGGCAGAGCGUGCCGGUCAUGGAUCUCUGGGUUGGCAGACAUGAGAAGCUGUAUAGUCGCAUCUUCAAUUCAUGAGCUUGCUGGCU